GCGGGAUUAUCCCGUCCCCGCCGCCAUCAUGAGCCUGGUGGUACGGAACGCCCAGCGCGCCGUCCCAGUGCGCCGUGUCCCGCUCCGCCGCGCCGUGUGCGUCCUGCGGGCGGCCCUGGGCGUCUCCCGCUUCGACGUGGGGAUAGUCUGCGCUGGCAACGGGCUGAUGCGGUGUCUCAACGGCGAGUACCGGCAGCGCCCAGAGCCCACCGACGUGCUGUCCUUCCCUUUCCACCGGCUGGUCGCUGGGGAGCUACCGCGGCCGCGCUGCCGCGAGGAAUACAAUUUGGGAGACAUCUUCCUGGGGGUGGAGUACAUCCACCAGCAGUGCUGUGCUACCGGGGAGGACUUCGACAGCGUGCUGACGGUGACAGCAGCCCAUGGACUGUGCCAUUUGCUUGGCUAUCAGCACAACACGAAAUCUGAGUGGCAACAGAUGUACCAGAAGGAGGUGGAGAUCCUGGAGGAGCUGAACCGGCUCACAGGCACCAGCCUCCGCCCCCUGACUGCAGGCCUCUUCUGAGACGGCCACACUGGGGACCCUGCAGCAACCACUUUCCACCCGAGUGCAGAG
Phalacrocorax carbo (great cormorant) is the source of this 574-nucleotide messenger RNA. The record is from RefSeq and is a predicted model, not a curated record. NCBI's taxonomy places the organism in Eukaryota, Metazoa, Chordata, Aves, Suliformes, Phalacrocoracidae.